AUGUCGGAGGAACGAGUGGAAAUGGCCGUUCGUGAAGAUGAAAACAAGGCCGAGGAAGUGCAGAAGGUCAAGACCGACAAGUUGGUGAAGUCCGACGCCAUAGAUCAGGAGCCGGAGAACGAGGUGGUCGAGAAUGGAGAGGAAGGAAACAGUAAUAGCAGCUCAAAUUCGUCGGGUUCUAGUGAUGGCGCCGUCCCUUCGACAUCAGAACUGAGUGCAGACAGACUGAAUGACAUUCAGAUUGCGAGAGUGAGUCGAUUUUUUUUUAUUUUUUCUUGAUUUUUAGGCCUUCUUCUCAUGGAUAAUAUAAUUUUGUCCGUAAAAUCGCGGUUUUCCCACAAUAAUUGCAACUUUCUUACAGAACAGCACCAACAGAGUCAAACUCUACGUGCUGUGCGAUCAGCGGAUCUGGGACGAUCGAGGCACCGGCCAUGUCGCAUGUGUCCAAUACCCAGACGAUCCGGCCACUUGGUGCAUUGUGGUGCGUCUCGAGGCAACAGGUAAUUCGGCAGUCUCAACUCCUGACGUCUUUAAAGAAAAGAACGUUUUGGAGAGCCCGGUGCAUCGAGAUACCGUGUAUCAACGACAGCAGGGCACUCUGAUCGUGUGGUCCGAGUCGGAAUCGUGCGACCUGGCCCUCUCAUUCCAAGAAAAGAAUGGAUGUACGGCGAUUUGGGACCGGAUAUGUCAGAUCCAGGGCAAGGAUCCGGAUGCGGACGAAGAGGCGGACAUUGACGAUCAGCAGAGCGACUCCUCUAAUUCGAACGGAUCCCUUUCGGCGGGGCCGAGCAUCUCCAUUCCAACAUGCACGCUGGCCAAUCUACAGGACAUUGAGACCUUGCUCAGCGGCCAUAUGAGCAGUCCGUCGUCGAGAGAGCGAAUGGCGUCCAGUCUGCAAAGUCAAGGGUAAGAUUUUGAUAAAAAUUAUUUUUUCUUCACAUUUAGGCGACUUCUGUAUCUAAAAUCUGUCUUCAGAUACAUCCCCAAACUCUGCGACCUCUUCAAAAUUUGCGAAGACAUGGAGAGCGAAAAGCAUUUGCAUUCCUUCUACAAUAUCGCCAAGAACAUGUUCCUUCUGAAUAGUAAUAUGAUUCUGAACGAAUUACUGGAUGAGAAGUACUUUUACUCAGUGGUCGGCAUGCUCGAAUAUGACCCAACGAAUGGCCCAAAGAAGCAUCGAGAAUUUCUGUAUGAGAAGUCCAAGUUUAGAGAGGUUUUGCCAAUUAAAACUGAGGAAUUGAAGAAGAAAAUUCAAAUGACAUAUCGGGCACAGUAUGUCCAAGUAAGUUGAGGGAUGAUUUUGUUGAAGAAAGAGGAGAUUUUCAGAUUUUUGGCGGUUUGAGGGAGAUUUUUUAUAUUGUUUUAGGUGUUUUUCAUGAUUUUUGGGGAUUUUUGAUGCUGUGGUCCAAGUUUUGGCUAAUUUUUCGUAUUUUAGGACGUCUGCCUGCCAGCACCAUCGCUGUUCGAGGAGAAUCUGCUGACCUGCCUGAGCAGCCAUUUGUUUUUCUCGCGGGCGGAGAUCGUCUCGGCGCUGUUGGUAAGAAGAAAAAGAAAAGGAAGACGUUUUUUGGUUUCGAAAUUGUCGAAUUUUUUGUCCUUUUUUGUGCGACUGAAAAUUGAAUUAUUCAACGAUGAGACUGCCGCCUUCUUUCCUUCCUCACUCUGUCUCCACAUGAACACUAAUCAUUUUUCAGAACGACAAGGAAUUGAUGCGACAGCUCUUCGAUGAGCUCAAGGACCCCAAAACACCGCAAAUCCGACGCCGCGACCUCACCAAGUUCUUGAAGGAGUUCUGCUCCUUCGUCCACUCCCUGCAGGCCUCGGGCGGCGGCCGUGAACAGUUCUUCAAGACCAUCCUGAAUCAGGAAAUGCUCGCCGGAAUCGACCUGUGCAUCUCAUCGCCGUAUCCCAGCACCAGAGUCGCUUGCAUUGAUGUCAUCAGCAUGAUUAUUGACUAUAAUCCCAUUUUUAUGAGGGAUUUCCUCUUCAAACAGGCCAAAAGCAUCCCCGAGGACAAACCGGUAAGCUGAAUUUUUUUUUUUUUUGGAUUUUUCCGUUUUUAGGAUGAUGUUCUCCUAAACAAGAUUGUGAAGCUGAUCAUGCUCGACAAGGACCCCGAACUCACCACCGCCAAUAAUAUUUCGCUGCUGAUCCGGAACUUGCUGGACGCGGAGAGCAUUGUUACGUUGGCUGCGGUGGCCCGCACCUCGCCCAGAAGUUUGUUGGACAAGCAGAGCUCGGGCAAGGGAGAAAAGACGGACUUCUUUUUUAUGUUUUACCAAAGAGUGAUCGACACUUUGGUGCAGCCAUUAUUCGUCAAUAUUAAGGAUGGAAAUAUUAUUAGAGGUAAUUUUUUGGGGUGAUUUUGGGGAUUUUUUAUAUUGUACAUGGUAUUUUGAGGUAUGAAAUGAUUUUUUGAAAUAGUUCUGGUAUUUUUGCGAUGAUUUUGAGAUGAUUUUUUAUAUUACACAUGAGACUUGAUGUCUAAAAUUACGGUUUUUGAUAUGAAUUCUAAUAUUUUUUCCUUCCAGAUGACUAUUACCGCGCCAAUCAGAUGGCCCUGAUCCUGGAACUUCUCAGUUUUUGCGUGGAAAACCACAUGCAGUCGAUGCGGAACUUCGUGAUCGCCAAGGAUCUGCUGUCCACGGUCGCCGUUUUCCUGAAAUCGAAGCAUCAGUUCAUGGCACUGUGUGCCCUGAGGGUCAUCCGCAAGGUGGUCCAGCACGAAGACGAGGCCUACAUCAAGUAUAUCGUGGAGAAGAAGGUGGUCGAUCCGAUUGUGGAGGCCCUGCUGACGAACGGAAACAGAUACAACCUGAUGAACUCGGCCAUCCUCGAGUUUUUUGAUUUUAUUCUGGCCCGACAUGUAAGUACUGGUUGUUGGGUGGUGGAUUUUGAGGGUUCCAGGACUUAUGGGAAGUCGCAGGAGUGAUUUUUGCGACGUGCACUGUGCGAAAAUAAAAGUUCUCUUUGCACUGUGCAAUUUGUUGCUUUUUGCACCGUGCAAUAGGCUUUUUUCGGUUGUCGCUCGCACCUGGAAGUUUUUUUGCACAGUGCAAAAGAAAAAAGUCGGACCAGCGACAUGUACUGUGCGAAAACAAAAGUUCAAUUUGCACAGUGAAGAAGAAAAAAGUCGGACCAGCGCACGCACUGUGCGAAAAUAAAAGUUUUUUUUGCACUGUGCAAUUUAUUGGGUUUUGCACUGUGCAAGAGCCUUUUUUUCGGUUGUCGCUCGCACCCUGACCUUUUUUUGCACAGUGCAAAAGAAAAGUCGGACCAGCGACACGCACUGUGCGAAAACAAAAUUUCAAUUUGCACUGUGCAAUUUCUUGCUUUUCUCACCCAGGCUUUUGUUGCACAGUGCAAACGAAAAAUCAGACCAGCGACAUGCACUGGGCGAAAACAAAAUUUCGACUUGCACUGUGCAAUUUCUUGCUUUUCUCACCCUGACUUUUUUUUGCACAGUGCAAAUGAAAUAUCGGACCAGCGACAUGCACUGUGCGAAAAUAAAAGUUCAACUUGCACUGUGCAAUUUCUUGCUUUUUGCACCGUGCAAUUGCUUCUUUUUUCGGUUGUCGCUCGCACCCUGGCUUUUUUGCACAGUGCAAAAACCAAAAAUCAGUCCGGCAUCUUUAUGAAAGUCUCUAAAAUAAGGUAAAAUGUGUUAAUUUCUUUGGUUUUUUAGCAAUCAGUCGUCCCUCUGUUGAAAUACACCGUCGAAAAUCACUUUGAGACCCUGAAGGAGAUUGAAUAUGUCCAGUUGUUCAAGCAGAUGAAGAUCCGCCAUGAUGCGUUGGAGAACUGCAAGGUGGACAUUGGAAGCUCGAUGAGUUCGGAGGAGUCGCCGGUGCGACGACUGCCUACCCAAUGGUCCAAGGAAAGGGACUACGACAAUGACGAGCUGUUCUUCUCCAAGGACGAUGAAGAUGAGGAGGAAGAGGAGGAGGAAACCGACUUUACCCGAAGAUCUCCGCAAAGAAAGAGCGGCAUGGAGCCAAUGUACCCGUCGGUGGCGAAGAGGAAAUGUAAGGGAGUUUUGAGGGGUUUUGGGAGACUUUUUUAUAUUAUACUAGGUCAGCUGGGGUCAUGAUUGAAUAUAAUGUUAUAUAAUCUGAUGAAUUUUAGUGAACUCGGACGAAGAAGGUGUUGCCUCGAUCUUUGGCGGCUCCCUCUCCCCAUCCAUCUCAUCCUCCAGCCGCAAAAUCCUCAUCAAAGUCGCCAGUGACCGUCUGGACACCCCAUCCCCACCUCCAGAGAAUGAUGAAGAAAAUGGAAGCACCGUGAACGUUGCUCCCGUCCAGUUCGGCUCGAACUCGGCCCCGGUCUCGCCCCUGGUCACCUCGUCGGUAUCGGCCACGGAGCCGGAAAGAAAACGCCCAAGAUUCAACUCGUCCCCAGCCACGAACUCGGCCCACAAUACCACUCCAAGACCGGCGUCGGCGGGAAUGAGAAGAGCCAUGUUCAAUAUGAAUCGAAGCGUUUCGACCACAAGAUCUCCCAACUCGAGCCCUCAAAGAGCUGGAAAUGGAGAACUGGAGUUUGACAAGCCGAUUAUUGUAAAAGUAAGUGGUUUUGAAGAUUAUUGAAUUUUGUCUUUAGAGCUUGGUGGAUUACGAUGAAAGUGAUGAUGAUGAAGAUGAUGAGAAUGAGGAAGUGGAGAAGAAAGAAAAUGGCAAAGGAAAGCCUCAAAAGCAAGAGAAAGUAGUCACCGAACCGUCGAGCAGCACGGAGGUGGGUGUUUUUUGAUGGGUGCAGACCAAGUGUAAUAUAAUUUUUUUGGGGAUUUGUCGAGAAUUUGAUUGUUUUGAGGGUUUUUAGACGGUAUAAAUGAAGAAAAUGAUUUUAGUCGCCCGAAAAGCCAAAGGAGAACGGCCUGAACCACCGGAAUCACUCGCCCGACUCGACGUCCGACCUGCCCGAAAACGAUAUCCAGUCCAACCAGAUCACCGCCUCAACCGACGCUGUCGACCAGUCCGGCGACUUCCAGGCCAAGAUCCUGAAAGAGGGCGAGCGCCUGCCGCAGCAGCAGCAGCACGAAGCCGAGAUCCAGACGACGUCCGUUUAA
Molecule: messenger RNA, 5065 nt
Organism: Bursaphelenchus xylophilus (pine wood nematode)
Lineage: Eukaryota; Metazoa; Nematoda; Chromadorea; Rhabditida; Aphelenchoididae
Source: the annotation of a GenBank genome assembly